AUGGCGGACUUCAUCAUGCCUCGGAUCGCAUGUCAGGAUAUAGACGCGCUAUCUUCGGACAAAGAGACCAAGCCCCUACGCGAGUCAUGCCACGAAACCAUUUAUCUGGAUACUCUUUGGUGUCUGCAAUGUUUUCGCUUCCAAGUCAGCAAUUGGAAUGAUGAUAGAUACCCCUUUUAUGUGAUGUGGGGAAUUGAAGCCGGCUCGCCACAAAAGUGUUGCGAUUGCAAAGAAGCCGGCUACAAAUAUCCCGCAGGGUAUUCGGGCCAUGUCUUUGAACUGAUGGCCUUGAUCGAAUUCGCGAAAAGAUACUGGACCGACAACGGCGGUAUCGGCGGUGUACCCAUGCAUGUACGGGCCCGGUGUGAAGAUGUCCCCGAGGAACAUUUCCCCGCGUUAUUUGAGCUCUUUACUGCCUUUGAUGACCUAGUCGAGACCCAUAUGAAGGCCCAUAUGCUGACAGGCAAUGUCUCUAACAUUCUAGACUCUACCAAGCGCAAAUGA
This is a messenger RNA of Penicillium psychrosexuale, 504 nucleotides long. RefSeq lists its product as uncharacterized. Bases 1 to 504 code for a protein of 167 amino acids. Lineage: Eukaryota; Fungi; Ascomycota; Eurotiomycetes; Eurotiales; Aspergillaceae. The record is from RefSeq and is a predicted model, not a curated record. The transcript is spliced from 3 exons.